Triplophysa rosa is the source of this 6376-nucleotide messenger RNA. It is a transcript of the gene focad, whose product is annotated as focadhesin. Gene Ontology annotation, biological process: regulation of post-transcriptional gene silencing. NCBI's taxonomy places the organism in Eukaryota, Metazoa, Chordata, Actinopteri, Cypriniformes, Nemacheilidae. Bases 143 to 5572 code for a protein of 1809 amino acids. The transcript has 44 exons. The record is from RefSeq and is a predicted model, not a curated record.
CCCCGCGCGCACUGUAGAAGCAUGUUGCUGCUUCGAGGCUUCCGCUAAAAGUUCUCUGCAGCUAAACUGCAAUACUGCAUCUAAACCUAAAUGGUUUAUAGGAUUUCUGUCUGGUAGGAAACGUUAGUCAUGAUUUCUGAAGAUGACUGAAAACUUAAAGACAAAAUUUGGAUUCCCAAGCACACUCAUUCAAGCUCAGGCUGUGAGGUCCUUGAUCACUUCAGUACUUAAAGAGAAAGGCCUAAAUGAGAAGAUUUCUCAAACCAGCACUAAAGGCAGAGCGCUGGAGACUCUAUGGGAGCAGUGCAGCAGUGAUGAUACUGUCGUCCGCUCAGCCUGCUGUGAUGCUCUUGUGCUGCUUGUGGACCAGGAACAUGCCGAUCUGCAAUAUGUCCUCAACACCACCCUCAACCUUUUGCCCUCUGCAAGGAAUGUUCAAGGGCUCAUAAAAGUUGUCGGGAGGUUGUUACAAAUUCAAGCAAGUCGACGAGAUAAUGGAGUGAACUUCAUCUGUCCAUAUUCAAUCAGAAGCUUCCCACACCCCUACAUCACAAUAAUGGAAAACCGUCCUGACUGCUGGCCCGCCCUGCUCCAGGAGAUUGACGAUUUAAUUCAGCUGGCUGGUGAUAGAGACGAGCCAGUGUUUGUUGAAAUGUUGGUUCCUUUUCUCCGCUACCUGUAUUGCGAGCCGCAGAGGUUAUCAGAAAAUGCCCUGCUUAGACACAGUCUCCUCAGGGUCCUGCUUCAGCCACGAGGGGCUUCUCAGUCUGAUAGCCAGCUAGGCAAAGGGCCGACUGGCACUAGGGUGGGCCGUGAACUGAUUCGCAGCCUCUUUGACCUGUUUCCGUACAUGCUGGUGGACAGUGUAACAGCAUUGGUGGAGUUCGGCUCUUUUGUAGAGUCUCUGAGCUCUGCUCUGCUCACCGAUCCAAGUAUCUGGAAGAAGGAACUGCCCCAGCUUGCUCUUCAGCUAUUGUGUGCCUGUCACCUCAGUGUGCAACUGGGAGGAGAACUGAUGUCUCUGCUUCACACACUCCACCAGCUAAUACCUGCAUAUACAGAGGAACUCCCAUCUGAGCAGGUGAUAAUGAGCAUCUCCCUGCUUCUUCUUAGAGCUUCCACCUCCCAGCAAACUGCUCUCCUAGAGCUCGCUGUGAAGAUUGUGCCACCUGAGAUCUGUCCUCCACCAGGCUCUUCUGUGCUGGUGAUGCCCUUGUUGCAGGUUCUUUCCUGCUCCACCCUUAUGGAAGCUCUCACAGAUGCUGAAACACAUACCAAGACUAUUAAACUGGCCAAUUCACUCUUACAGACGAUUCAGAGAGAACCAUCUGAUCAAAAAGAGAAGUCCACACAACUGAGCUUGCCUCUCAGCACCUGGUACAGUGAGCUUCAGGUGGCCACCAGUGUCCUACACCGCAUUUCCAAGGACUCCAUGUGUGCUAUGGAAUGGCUUUACUCUCUGCAGUCUUCACUGUCUGUCUGUGAGCACGUCCCAAAUGCCGUUUGUCUUCUGAUAUCACAUCUCAUUGUCUCCAGUGAUGGGGACCUCUGCCGGUUAGCACUGGACACAGCUGCUGCAAUUGCAGAGGUCGACCCUGCAAAGGUGCCUUGUCUACUUCCUGUCCUAAUGUUUAAACUCAACAGAGUAUCUGAUCCGGUUUUGUCUCACUCGGUUCUCUAUACUAUGCCAAGACUGGGAACCCACAAGUUCUGUAUCCCGCAAGUUCUUCAUAUACUCCAGACACUGGGCAGUUCACCUAGACUGAGGCCUAUGGCUCUGCGGCUCCUGGUUCUCUUAUGGAAAAAGCAGGAUCGUGUGUAUCCAGAUCUGCAGAGACUGAUGUCACAGUUAGAUAGAUCCUCAGUGGUCUUGGGAAAAGACACUCAGUGGGAGCAGAUAUUGGCUAGAGCAGCCUGUGUCAGAGAUAUCUGCAGAGAGAGGCCUUACCAGCAUGGAGGAGACAUGCUAUCAGCCAUCACUGAGACACUGACACAGUUCUCCAGGAAGGAUCAAGCUACCCCUGCUGCUCUCACACUGCAGGGCUUAAAGGAGCUCUGUAGGGCUGAGGUAGUUGAUAUCAUCUCUACAUGGAGGGCACUCUCUCCUAAACUAUGCUGUGACACCAGACCUAUGAUUCUAAAGGCCACAGCUGAUCUUUUGUCAUUGGUACCUGCUUUGAAUGUAAAAACUGAAGAAUAUGAGAAAUUCAAAAGCGAGACAGUCAGUGUUUUGUGGGGAUACGCUCUUAGUCAGGACCCAGAGGUUGCAAGCCAUGGUUUUAAAGCUCUUUCAGAGUACCCCGAGACAUCUCACAUCCUCCUGCAUCUUCCAGAGCAGGCCAGACCUGUACCAAAUCAAUCUGACAAUGAGGUUGAAAGGAAGGACAAUGAGAAUGAAGAGGAGAAAGAUGAAGAUAUUUCCGUGCCAGGAUCAUCAUAUGUUAAGCUAGUUCGAUUCACACCACAACCAGUUUUACCAGCUCUUGAGACCUUCCUAACAGCUUUGGUGAGGCAGGAGAUGAACCAAAUGCCCCGUGGAGUGUACUAUGCAGCUCUGAGUGGGGGAACUCUGCACUCUGACCAAGGAAAAACUGCAGCUGGAAUUCCUUUAUUCAUGUUGAAAACGUACGAGAAGAAUAAGCAACCAGGCUUGAAGCCUGGCUUAGCAGCUGGGCUUCUGCUCUGUUACGACCUUCCUGUUCAGAGUGACAAAGACGGACAGCCAAUCACCCGCUUCCUUGUCAGCAGAGGGCGAAGCUAUCAACAGAUGUUAGCCACUCUUAUUCAUGAGGUGAACAUCCAGCCAUCUGAAUGGCAUCGCUCUCUGCUCCUGCCUCAAGCCUGGCGCGGCUUCAUGAGCCGUGCAUACCAUGCACUCAUCCAGGGUCGGAAGGCAGAGCUGGCAAUGCUACAGACACAGGGUAAAGAGAAUCCAGAGGAGCUACAAUACAAACAACAUUGGGCCUGGCUCUGGGUCAGAGACCAGCUGACUGAUGUGGUCAAGUCUGCCACCAAAGAUAGUCCUGUUGUUCAGGGUAAUUCUAUCCUGGCACUGAGUGGCCUGGCUGUCGUCUUAACCAGAUAUGAGAGCAACCUACCUACACAAUCUGAGAGUGGGUCUGAGGUGGGCCCAGACAUCCUUCCCACAACUCAUUGGCUGUCGAUGGUGAUUGACACACUGCUCAGCAUUGUUAGCAGUAACAGUAACCCUAAAGGACAGGUCUUCCCCUGGUUCAUUCAUCGCUCAUAUUCGGGGGAGAACACUGCUAGUGUGAUCGCCCGCUCAUGUGCCGCUUUGGGCCUGGCAUUGCUGGUGCCCGUGCUGGUGACGUCACGCAGGGAGAGUGUGCCUGCUGUACUGAGCACUCUGGCGGCGGGGCUCCCUGGCUCGCCCACUGCAGAUGAAUCUCAGGCGGUUCAGCUCCACAGCGGGCUGGCUUUGGGCAUGUUUCUAGCUUGCCUGCACAAUGAAAGAGUCAGUGAUAUAUCUGGGCGGUCAGUAGCAGAGCUGUUGAUGGAGCAUUUUCAACUGUUGGAAGCUUGCUGCUUCAAAACACAUUUGGAAUACAACGCUGGUUGCGUGUUAGGUGUUGGGUUGGUCCUGAGUUCACUCAGCAGCAGCAGUCAAUCUGAACAUGAGCGAUGCUGUGUGUCUCUCACAUUGGACAGACUUCUGCAGACCUUUCACGACAGCAGCAGUAUGAGCCGCGUGCAACAAGAGGUUUGGGCCUUUUCUGUGGCGUGUGUUGGAGUAUCAGCAUUUAGCUCAGGAAUUAUUGAGGCCAGUAAGGCAGAGGAAACCAUGAACAUACUUCGCUCUCUAACAGAGGAAAGUCAACAGACACCAGGCUUUGCCUUGGCAUUGGGGCUGACGGUUAAUGGUCUCUCUUCUUGUGGUCAUGGUAAAGCUGUUGACAUCCAACCUCGUCUGUUGGCGGCCUGGACCAAGAUACUACUGGCAGAAGGAUGUCCCACAAUGCAGAGGCUGUCUGCCCUCAAUGGACUAGUUGCUUUGGUUGGAUCUGAGACGGCUCUAAUUCCGCUGAAGUGCGAAUCAGAGCAGUCUUCACAACAGCAGAGCAGACUGAAUGAGGUUAUCCGAGCUAUUACACAGAUCAUCACCUUCUCUGGAACGAUUGGUCUGCAGUCAAAUGGGGCCUGUCUGCUCGGACACCUGCAUCUGGCCCACAUGUGCAGUAGCCACAGUCGAACCGCAGUUCCUCAGGACUUUGGAUAUCUUACAGAAAAAAGUGUCAUCCGGGCAUGUGUCGACUUUAUCACUGAAGCAGGGAGGAAAGGGCCAGAGUUUACUCCUCCACAUUUCGUAAAGACAGUCAUGGCAGCAUUAGCCACAGUUGGUGCAAAUUUCCAGUAUCCUCCCAUCAACUGGAAUGCAGUUCUCUCCCCGCUAAUGAGACUCAAUUUUGGUGAAGAGGUCCAACAUCACUGUUUGGAGUUAUCCAGCAUUCAGGCCCAGACUUCCCAAAGUGCUUCACUUUUCCUCAGCAUUUGGAUUGUGCCACCCCUUGUUCAUAGUCUGAGUCUCCGCACAAGAGCUUAUCUCUACGAGUGUUUGUGCUACUGGAUGAAACAUGUAGCUGAAGAAAAACUGCAAGUGUAUUUGGACUGCCUGGCAGUCCAGCAGUUUGAGGCAGACAUACGUCCCCAGCGAAUGCCCCUCUGCCCCUCCAUCCUGCGUGGCCUGUCCAAAGCUUUGGCUGUUCCCAACUCUUCUCAGAGCUGCUGGAGCAGCCUGUACUCCACUACCGAAAAGAUCUACAACCUCUUACCUGAUAACAUACAGGCUGGGGAGGGGGACCUGUAUGAAGAAAUAUGUUUGUGUCUAUUUGAACUAAGUGACACAGAGAUAGACCGCCUAGUCAAAGUAACUGAGGCUAAUUUGGAAAAAACAGCUUUCAUCCUGUCCUACUUGACUUCUAAAGGCAGAGUCCCUCUCCUUGGCCUUAAUGAUGUCAUCAGUACCAUUCUUCAAGUGGGGAAUAAAGAACGAAUCAGCUGGCUUCUCCUGCAGGGCCUCCACCAGUCACGCUUUGCCUCGAGUGCCAAUACAGGUGUCUCUAAGAGAAUGGAGUGGCUAUUAGAGCUAAUGGGCCAUAUCAGAAAUGUUGCAUAUGGAUCUCCCUCCGUUAAAUGUGUCAAUGUUAUAGAGGGGACAGAUUUUCUGCUGAAUGUGUUUGCUGCAGCAGUGGUGUCUUGGGCUGACCAUUGUGCACCACUUCUUGUUGGAAUCAGAGCUCAGUGGUUUCCCUGGCGACAGUCCUCUCAGACAUUAGGACUGGUCGACGAUCUCUAUGUCAGCCCUGCCUCCACUGAGCUGUCAGUGGCAUCAUGCUUAAUUGGAAUUCCAUCCAGUAUUAAGGAACUACUUGCCAAAGAGCCGUGGAAGUCUCAGUUACAGAAAUUCAUUGACUGGCUCUUCAGUAUCACCGAACAUCCUGGGCAGGGUUUCUCAAAGACUGCCAUCUGCAUAGCCAAAGCUUCAUUGAUGGCUCUGAGAACCACUCCUGAGUUCAAGAAGAAGGUUGUGUGGACCAGGGCUUACGGCUGGUGAUUUUCAUGAUCCAUUCAUUGAUAUCUAUUUUGUGCAUACAAAAUAUCUUGCUUAAUCGUCUAUUUGAAGAAGAAAGUAAAACAAAUGUUUAAUUAGUUAAACAAUUGUAUUGUUAGACUGUCUGGCACACUGGCAUGUUUACUCACUGUACUUGAAAGUUUCAAAUCCAAAGUAUUCAUUUUUAUUUGCAUCCUUUAAGUGUUCACAAAACCUUUUAGCAGAUUGUUUCCCACUUUUGUGCACAAUGUAAAAUAUAUUGACCAUUUUCAUGACCAAGCAAGUAUAUGGAAUAAUAAAUAUAUCUGUGGUAUACCAAGUAUGUUUAGUAAAGGUCUCCAUGCUAUGAUUUUUCUAUUUUAAAAAAGUACAAAUAAAUGUAUUUUAAUUGCUGGGUAUGUGUAACAUUACUAUAAUAAGCCUUAAAAAAUGUAUUAUUGUCAGUUGUAGCAGCAGUUUUAUUUCAGUGUUUGGCAAAGUUUGCAUCAGGAAAUACUGACGUGACGAUACUCUUGUUGUUCUUGUUUAUGAACAAUGACACAAUGAUUUGUCAUUCUGGUGGCACUGAUUUUCAUUGACAUAAAUAUAAAACUAAUAACAUAUACUUAACUUAAACUUAACUAUAAUUUAACAUAUUUAUUUUAGAUUAAAGAAUAAGAUUUUUCAGGCAAUCCAGCCUACAACAUUUUUUUCACAAUGUCUAAAAUAAAUUGUGUGAUGCUGUUUGUAUAAAUUGUUUUAAGAGAUGCACUUACUAAUUUGCAAAUUUUAAGGAUGAUUUAACAUACUGUACCAAAGCAACUGAGA